CCGCCGCGGGUCCAACUGCUCACUGUUUGCUGGGUAGUGGGUGAGUUUGAGCGUGAGCGGGGCUGCUGGAGACUUGAGAACAGUUCAGAACGAGCAAGCUCACGCCAGAGAGGGAGAGAAAGAGAGAGAGGGAGUGAGAGAACGGGCGAGCAAGAGUGAGGGAGUGCGAGGGGACCUAGAGGAGUCAGGGAGAGAAAGCGAGGGCCAGAGGAACCACGAUAAAAACGGAGUGAGCAUGUCUGUCUCCGCACCUCCCGUGAUCUCUGCAACUUCCAGUGGUACCGGCGUCCCGGGAGCUUUAUUUCGGGCCGAACCCCUAUACUCCACUCCGGGAGAGCCCCCUCGUCUCACCCCUAAUAUGAUCAACAGUUUUAUGGCCAAUAACCACAGCGGCAGCGCCGGGAGUGGCGGGGUCGGUAGUGGCAGCGUUGGCAGCUGCAACACCAACACCAACGAGUGCCGGAUGGUCGACAUGCACGGGGUGAAGGUAGCUUCAUUCCUGAUGGAUGGCCAGGAACUGAUCUGCCUGCCGCAAGUCUUUGAUCUUUUCCUCAAGCACCUGGUGGGUGGGUUGCACACGGUGUACACCAAGCUGAAGAGAUUGGACAUAUCUCCAGUGGUGUGUACCGUUGAGCAGGUCCGGAUCCUCCGCGGGCUGGGGGCCAUCCAGCCUGGGGUGAACCGCUGCAAACUCAUCACCAGGAAAGACUUCGAAACUUUGUUCACUGAUUGCACCAAUGCCAGGCAAACAGUUGGAAGGAUCCCAUUCCCUCAAAGAGAGGAUUCCUUAAAUGAUGAUGGCCAGCUUCCCUGGUUUUCAAGGCCUGGUAGGCCCCCUAAACGUUCUUUGGGAGUGUUGCAAGACAAUGCCCGCCUUCUGCCCCAUGCAGUCCCAGGCCUCUUAUCACCAGGACUUAUUACUCCAACAGGUAUAACUGCUGCAGCAAUGGCUGAAGCAAUGAAACUGCAGAAGAUGAAACUCAUGGCUAUGAACACACUUCAGGGAAAUGGAAGCCAAAAUGGGACUGAAUCAGAGGCUGAUGAUCUUAAUUCUAACACAGGUGGAAGUGAAUCCUCCUGGGAUAAGGAUAAGAUGCAGUCUCCUCUUGCUGCUCCUGGACCUCAGCAUGGAAUUGCUCAUGCAGCAUUAGCUGGGCAGCCAGGCCUUGGGGGUGCUCCUACCCUUACUCCACUGCAGCAGAACCACUUGCUAACCAAUAGACUGGAUUUGCCAUUUAUGAUGAUGCCUCAUCCUCUACUUCCAGUCAGCUUACCUCCUGCAUCAGUUGCCAUGGCAAUGAAUCAGAUGAACCAUCUCAAUACUAUUGCCAACAUGGCUGCUGCAGCCCAGAUUCACAGUCCACUCUCCAGAGCUGGUGCCUCUGUUAUAAAGGAGCGGAUCCCAGAGAGCCCUUCUCCUGCUCCCUCCCUGGAAGAGAGCCAUCGCCCUGGGAGCCAGACCUCUUCCCACCCCAGUAGCAGUGUGUCCAGCUCUCCCUCUCAGAUGGAUCAUCAGUCAGAGAGAAUGGUUAUGAUGCCCAACAAUAGAGAGGAACUUAUUGUUGAUCAUGAUAAUGGACCAACCAUCAAAAAAUUCCAAAGGGAUAAUAAAGAAGAAGUACCUGUUCAAAUUCCACUGAUGAAGUCACCCUUGGACAAGCUUCAACUGGCUCCUGGGCAGGCCUUGCCCCCUGGAUUCCCUGGACCAUUCAUUUUUGCUGAUAAUCUAUCCUCCGUGGAGACUCUGUUGACCAACAUUCAGGUCAACAAUAUUUCUAUAAACAAAAUAAAUGGUCUGCUGAAAGUGGCUUUGGAUAAUGCUCGCAUCCAGGAGAAGCAGAUUCAGCAAGAAAAGAAGGAACUGCGAAUGGAGCUCUAUAGAGAGAGAGAGAUUAGAGAAAACCUUGAAAGACAACUUGCAGUUGAGCUUCAAAGCAGAACUACCAUGCAAAAGCGCCUGAAGAAGGAGAAAAAAGCCAAAAGAAAACUGCAGGAAGCCUUGGAAUUUGAAUCAAAGCGCAGGGAACAAGUGGAGCAGGCGCUUAAGCAAGCCACAACUAGCGACAGUGGCCUGAGGAUGUUGAAAGAUACUGGAAUUCCAGAUAUUGAAAUAGAAAAAAAUGGGACUCCUCAUGAUAGUGCUGCUAUGCAAGCCUGAACACUGAUGCCGGAACUCCAACUGAUCAUAGGCACGAAUAGGGUGCUGUAGCAGUUACCAGCUUAUCUAGUGUUGUAAUUCUUUAGAUUUCAUACUCAAAUUCUUAAAAUAUGGAACCUUCAAUUACUAUUUGUUCAUUACUGAUAAAUAGAAUCUUGCACUUACAGAAACAAUGUGCUAGAGAAUGGGUUUCAUAUGUUUUUAGGGGAUAAUCAUAAUGAUGAGUGAGUGAAUAUGAUACUUUAUACUUCUUUAAUCCCUUUUUUUCAAGGAGUUCAUAGUGCUUCACAAACAUUAUCAUUUUAAUUCACACAGCAUCCUAGUGGGGUAAGUAGGUGGAAAACAUUUUAAUACACAGAAAAUGUUAUUUCUAGAUGGUAUGAGAUAAAAUGUAGACAUUCCUGCUUUAAGUUGUGGUUACUAUGAAAUAGAUUUAUUUGUCAGACCUGAUAAUUAACAGAAAAUAUAUCAGGAGGUAAUUCAUUUGUACAAUUAAUGAAUAUUUGUUAUCAUGGCCUGGGAACUCACUUUUCUAAAAGAAAGACUUUGCUGUAGGGUUCUCUAAGGAAAUAGAGGAGCUCUAGUUUUUAGUGUUUACCAUGUCCACAAUUUUCUUGAAAAGUUGUUGGUGGAGCAAAACAUUUAACUCCUUUCUGCUAGCAUAUUACUUAUCUGUAAGAAAGGCAAUGAUAAAUUAGACUACUAAAAAAUCUCCUUUUAUUCUUUUUCUUCUCUCUUAUCCCCAGUCUUGCUUGCUCUUUGUUAUGUGAUCAAUAAGCAAACAGAAUGUAAAAUAUAUAGACAUAAGAAAAUAGGCAGAUGCAAUGGUACAUUUACAUCAUGAAUAUUUUCUACCUUCCACCCUCUGUUCUGGAUAGGGCCAGAUGCAUAACAUGUUCAAGUGAUUAGGGCCAAAUGGAUCACUUGGCUUGAAUUGCCCAGAGAAUGGCUUUAAGUAUUUUUAACUGUUUACUUAACAGAUACAUGGUCAAAGACUGAUGAUAUAUACCUGUCAUCAUUUUUAUGCCUCCUAAGAAUACAAUAGAUAUUUAAGUAAUCAGAAACAUUUAAUUUCACUCCUAAAAUGCCUCCUUACAUCAAGCAAAUUUGAUAUAUUUUGUUAUAUCUGCCCUAGAAUUAAGUUCUGAUGUGACCAAAGCACCACCCAUCUUAUGCAAAGGGCCAAAUGAGUUUUAUCCAUUCUAUUUGUUAGACUGGAUAAAACUUUAUCAGUAUAUACAGUUUUAGUUGGAAUUGCAAAUAUUCUACAUACUAUGAAAUAUUCCAUUAUUUCAUGUCAAUGAAUAUGACAUUUUAGUCAUUUUAUAUACAGAAAGAUUUUUUUAAGGCACAGACAUUUGGCUUCAGAUGCUAUCUAUGGACUAUAGAAGGUCUGCUUUUGUAGAGUAGGUAUGAUGUUUUAGCCCAAUUCAGAAAAAAAAAUAUAUUAGAAGUAAGUCAUAAAUAAUGUUUAGGCAAAUCAAAUGAAAAAUUUUAUUAAUAUCAGAUAUCUGACCUGAAUAACAAUGAAAUAUAACUGAAAAUAAAACAUUACAAAAUAUCUCAACAUUAUAUACUCAAAUGACACAUAUUGAAUGAUAGGGAAAAUUGAAUAUCAUUUUCAAAUCAAGGCACUUAAAAACACACUACUGCUAUUAUAUAUAUAUAUAUAUUUCACUUUGGUUGACUAUGAAGAAUCCCCUUGUAUUUUCUUCUAGACUUUUUGCAUAUAUCUACUUUUGGACACCUGAUUUAUCUAAUUUUUUAUAAUCUUUAGGUAUAUAACACAGGAGGCAAGUCUUACACUUAAAGGAUGUUGGGAUAGCCAUCUGUGGCCCUCAAAAGAUAAAUCAACCAAGCAGUAUGUUGUCUCUUGUAUGGAGAAGGCCAUACCAGCCUUCUGUGCCAUGGGUUAUACCCAUGUCAGGCAGUGUUGUGCUAAGGGAAGGGCUGCAUGUAACUACAUUUUUACUUAAAAUUGAUCAUGUUUUUAUACCUCAAAUUUCCUCUUUACCUAUUGGAUGAAUAUUAAAGUAAUAAACCUUGCCAGCACUCCCCAGAUAGUAUGAGUCCCUCCUUCUAAAUUUCUAAGCUCCUAACAUUCCUCCAAAGAGGGUUUGUUCAUUGCUCUUCCUGAUCUUUAAAAUUGUUUACAUCCAGAGUGUAUAUUAGAUCAUCUCUGUUUGGAGCUCAAGUAAGAACCCUCUUAAAAACAUAAAACAUAAACAUUCAAUUACUGAUUAGCUGUUUCCUGUUCCUAAUGAAGUGAACAUGCUGGGUUUGUAUUAAAAUUCAGCUACUGUACUCCUCUGUUUAUGGUUCCAGAUGUUUUUGUUUUAUCUAGGAGUUUGUUUUGACAGCUACUACUAAAUGAUAAAUCACUCAUAUUAUAGCUGAAAUGCAUUUUGAAAUUGAAAUGUGGCAAAUUUUGAGAUUGCUCCAAGGAUCAGUGUCAGUUAGCAGGUCAAUAUUGGCUCCUACUUUUUGGUCAUUUAGCAUUGCCAUAUGUAAAACAAUAACAGAAUAGGUGUCAGCUUUAUACAGCAUGCUACACAGGAGUGUAUUUUGCUACUGAUCUUAACAUUGGGGAAAAAAUUUACUACUAUGAAAUCUCAAUUUGUUGUAUGCUGGGGAAAAGAUUGAUACAUAUAAAUAUUGUUUUCUUGCUAGCCUAGGUUUUUAUUUUUUUAAUUCUUUUUUAUUUUCAAGUUGCUAUGGAAACUGUUCCUGGUAGGCCUUAUAAGCAGGGACAUUUAAUGAAGUGUGUGGGCAGAUAUGUUUGUCUCUUUUAAUACAGACAUGAAUUAUACAUAAUAAAUGAGAUUUUCAGUAACUGCAUUUUUCUGAAUGAAGAAUAUUGAUUGUCUUUUGGCACUCACUGCUGUGUUUAUGUACCUUUUUAGAGGGCAUUAUUUGUUUUGCCAUUGCUUUCAAGUUUAUAAUGUUCACAUUUUGUACUGCAUGACUUGAGCUUUACUAUAUUGUAUAAAUUUGAAUCCUGGUAAAAUAACUGUCUUGCGUUUGAUGUUGAAGAUCUUUCCUAUGAUAUUUAGGCUGUGUAUACAGAGGAUGAGGUAGACUGGAGAACUAAGCAACUAACUAGUUAGUUUCAUCAGAAUAAAUAUUCUCAGACUCCAUGUACGAAGCAGUCUGAGCAAUUAUCUGGAUUGACAAAUUACCAGAGAGUUUCUAAAAAUAUAAGCUUUGUUUUAUUUUUCUCUGCUAAAAAUAUCUGAUAAAUUCUAUGUAUUCCUUGGAAAAAUAUCUGGUUGCCAAUUAUGCGAGUUUUGUCCAAUUUUAUAGCUAUUCUGACUAAUACAGAAUCAAACUCAUUUAUUCUCUUAUUACCUUACUUUAUCUUUAUUUUUGGUUCAGAAAUCUUAUCCAAAAAUUUCCAUUGACAGACCAUGAUACCCUUUACACAGAAAGAAUAAAUAUUUUAAAGUUACCAUGCAUAAGGUCCAAAAAUGUAUACUUUUCUCCUUACAGUGCUAAGCUUUGAACCAGAAAUAAAUGAAUAAUUUACACUAGGCAUAUCAGUUCAAAAAUGAUAAUGUAUUCUUUAUAUGUGAAGAUAAUACAUUUGACUAAUAGACAGCUUUUAGCAUUUCUUAAGCAUAGUUAAUAGGUUCAUACUGAUUCAUCCACACUUUCUUUCCCACUGUGUCUUAUUUUGUAAGCAAAGGACAAUUUGUGAUUAGUAAGAUAUCCAGGUAAUAAGCCAUUGUUAUGGAAAAUAGCAAGGUUAAACUAAAAGAAAUAUAACAAAUUUUUAAAAAUCCUUCAUUGAUAAUUUUUAGCCACACCUAUCAAGUGUUACUUAAAUCUAGGAUACUAUGAACUCUAGAUGAUCAACAUUUAAAUGAAUAAUGGUUUGACCAAAACUUCUGGUCAUAAUGGUAUGCAGAGCUAGUCUCCCUUCAUGCAGUAUACACAGUCUUAAGGUUAAACUGGGGAGAGGAAAUUCUAAAUGUAUAAAGCUGUAAUUAUCUUAGGUCAAAACUAUAUAACUCCUUUUCCCCUAUUUUGGUAUAGGGACUUCAAUGUACCAUUGUGUGUAAAAGGAAAAAUAAUAUAGAUCAUUAUAAACAUUAUAACAAAUUUCAUGGAAAAAAGUAUUAGUCUUCAAUUUCUUCAAUGCUGCCCAAAGAAGAGCAGAAGCUAUAUCAUGAAAAUUGAAGAAUUUUUGAAAACUGACAUUAACAUAAUGUUGUUAACUUUUAUAAAUACUGAAUCAGACUGUUACAUUCAAUCAUUUUAGGUUCCUGAAGAUAAAAGUUUUAGUAAUUUUUAGCAUGUAUCAGAUUUAUUCUACAGAAGAACUAACUUGUUUUCUUUUUUUUAAAGGAGGUAACUAUUACUGUUUAGCAAUGGCACAACAGUUUUAUUCGGCCUGAAAGGUCCUCGCUGGCUUUACAUAAAUGAAGAUGCUUGUGAUUCCAGUUUAUCUCUGAAACUAUUCAACAUGGAGUAUUUUCAAUUGUGUUUGUCAGCAAAGCUUUGUUUACUUAAGCAGCUAUUCAAUCUGUUAUAUUAAAAAAGGAAUAUGUGUAAAUUUUAAUAACAAUGAUGUAAACAUUGUCCUCACAUUAGAUUGACCAGUUUAAGAAUAUGAACUAAAUCCUAAUGGCUAAAGUAAAUUGACCAUAUUUGAUGCUUUUCUAUGAUCAUUUCAGCUUGGCUUUUUGUCUUUUAAAAAAAAUACUGUAGUGUGUUAGAGACUAGAUUCUUAUAUGUAUGGUUUCUCUGUUCUUCCAUAUAUUAAGUUAAAGUAUGCUUUCUUUGUUAAAAAUGUACUUGCUAAACUUCAGUAUAAAUAAAAGCAUUUUGACUUUG
Molecule: messenger RNA, 6994 nt
Organism: Ictidomys tridecemlineatus (thirteen-lined ground squirrel)
Lineage: Eukaryota; Metazoa; Chordata; Mammalia; Rodentia; Sciuridae
Source: RefSeq, a predicted model, not a curated record